AUGAUUCUGGAGUCGCGCGUGUACGACGUGGCAGAAGAAACUCCGUUGCAGAAAGCACCGGUGUUGACUCAUGCGCUACAAAACCACGUGUUGCUUAAGCGCGAAGACCUGCAGCCAGUAUUCAGCUUCAAGAUUCGAGGUGCCUACAACAAAAUGGCCAGUCUUUCUGAAAAGGAAAGAGCUGUGGGCUGUGUAUGCUGCUCGGCUGGUAAUCAUGCGCAAGGCGUGGCACUAUCAGCUCGCAAGCUUGGGAUCCGUGCCAAGGUCGUCAUGCCUUUGGCCACGCCUGAUAUCAAGGUGAAUGCUGUGCGCCAACACGGUCAAGAGUUGGUAGACAUCAUUUUGUUUGGAAAGACAUUCGAUGACGCAGCCCUUGAGGCCCACAGAUUGGUGGAACAGGAGAAACUAACGCUGAUUUUACCUUUCGACGACCCAUACGUCAUUGCUGGUCAGGGUACAAUUGGCAUGGAGAUCCUUCAGCAGACAAGCGGAAAUGGUGAAAAGUUGGACGCCAUCUUUGUAGCGUCAGGAGGAGGUGGUAUGCUUGCUGGUAUCGCGGCUUGGGUCAAACAGAUCCGACCGAGUGUAAAGGUGAUUGGUGUCGAAGCAGCUGAUGCCGCGGGUAUGACAAAAUCGCUCCAAGCUGGAAAAGUGGUUGAAUUAGAUCACGUUGGACUCUUUGCGGAUGGCGCGGCGGUUAAAAAGGUAGGAGCCGAGACAUUUCGCGUAUGCUCCGCGUACGUAGACGAAAUGGUGACGGUUUCGACGGACGAAAUCUGCGCUGCGAUUAAGGCGGGAUUUAACGAUACGCGUGCCAUUCUGGAGCCGGCUGGUGUCUUGUCAAUUGCUGGAAUGACGCAGUACGCCAAGACACGAGGCCUCUCAGGCUGUCAAUUUGUUGCAGUCACAUCUGGUGCCAAUAUCGACUUUGCACGUCUUCGCUUUGUGUCGGAACGUGCAGAUUCACAUGAGAGCUUACUUGCUGUGGAGAUCAAUGAGAGUCCAGGUGCUUUCCUGCGGCUUAACCACCGACUUGACACGGCGGGUGUCCGCAUCACCGAGUUUAGCUAUCGUUAUGCUAAUACCCAGAAAGCUCGCGUGCAUUUGUCGUUUCACUCGCCAACCGCUGAUCACGCAGAAGCUGCUAUUCAAACUUUGAAGGACGAGAUGUCGUUCCGCGGAGAUACUUUCCAGGUUCUGGACCUGUCCAACAAUGAGCUGGCGAAAGUACACACGCGAUACUUGGCUGGCGGUAGAGCUCGUGGUGGGGUGAAGAAUGAGCGACUGUAUCGCUUUGAGUUUCCGGAUCGCCCUCGUGCUCUAGCAACGUUUUUAGAGGCCUUACAACCGACUUGGAAUAUCAGCCUUUUCCAUUAUCGAAACCAUGGCGCCGACGUUGGGCGGGUACUUGUGGGCUUCCAGGUCUCUGAGAACGAUUUGGUUCGCUUUCAAACGUUUCUUGAUCAGUUGGCCUAUGUCUUUCACGAAGAAACAGACAACAACAUGUAUCAGCAGUUUAUGCUCUAA
Messenger RNA from Plasmopara halstedii, 1527 nucleotides. Its product is annotated as threonine ammonia-biosynthetic. The coding region runs from base 1 to 1527 and encodes 508 amino acids. Lineage: Eukaryota; Oomycota; Peronosporomycetes; Peronosporales; Peronosporaceae. Gene Ontology annotation, molecular function: pyridoxal phosphate binding; threonine deaminase activity. Gene Ontology annotation, biological process: L-threonine catabolic process. The transcript has a single exon. The record is from RefSeq and is a predicted model, not a curated record.